AUGGACAACUACUACGCGGGGACGAUCUUCCACCGCAUCGUGCCAGACUUCAUCAUCCAGGGCGGCGACCCGACCGGCACCGGCGAGGGCGGCGUGUCCAUCUACGAGGACCCGGAAUUCGAGUACGACCCGACGGCGCGCGAUCCCAACGAGAAGGUCGUGCUGCGCGAUGAGCUACACAGCCGGCUACGCUUCAACCGCCGCGGCCUCGUCGGCAUGGCCAAGAGUGAGGACGGCUCCUACGGCAGCCAGUUCUUCAUCACGCUUGCCAACGCCGAGCGCGAGCUCAACGGCCAAUGCACGCUGUUCGGCCGCAUCGAGGGCGACAGCAUCUACAACAUGGUCAAGAUCGCCGAGGCCGAGCGUGUCGAGGGCUCAGACCGUCCCGUCUACCCCGUCAAGAUCGUCUCUUGUGAGGUCGGCGAGCUGGGCCCGCUGGCCGGUAAGGUCAUAAAGCGCGACCUCGCCGCGAAGAAGGCCGCCGGCGCUGCGGCAGAGCAGCCCCCACCCAAGAAGAAAAAGAAGGCCAAGGCCGCAAAGACACUCCUCAGCUUCGGCGACGACGCCGACACCGAUAUCCCCUCGCCCGAGCGCUCGCCCACUCCGCCGCCGCAGUCCGGCCGGCAGGCGUUCCUGUCGCGCACGAACGCCGAGAUCGAGAAUGUCAAGGCCUCGAUGCGCCGCACCGUGCAGAUGGGCCCAGCCGACUCCGGCCGUAAGCUGUCCGCGCUCGAAGCCAUGAUCCCCGAAACGGCGAUCCGCGGGCGCAAGCGUCCCGCGGCUGGGACGAGCAGCGCCGCCAACGGCAUCACUGGGUUUGGUAGCGGCGCUGAGCGCGAGGCGCUCAAGCUGUUUAACGCGUUCAAGGCGAAGCUCGAGAGCGCUGAUUCUACCACCACGAGCAAAACGCACACCAAGGGAAGGGAAAAGACCCCCGAGAAACCUGCUCCGGCGCAGGACGCGGACGACGAGGAGGCGCAGCUCUGCGACCUGCAUUUCAUCGCCAACUGCCAGUCGUGUAAAUCGUGGGACGACGGCGCGGAGGGCGACGCGGCUGCGCCUGCGGACGACGGCGACGCGGGCUGGUUGUCGCACGAGCUGCGCUUUGGGAAGGAUACGCUCGGCAAGGAUCUGAAGUGGAAGCAGCAGCAUCCGGACGAUGUCGACUCGUUGAUGGUGAUUGAUCCGCGGGAGCGGGAGAAGGAGAUUGUCGGCGGUCGACGACGGGGGCUGGAGCGGGAUCGCGAACGCGAUCGAAAGCGUGAGCGGGUGGGUGAUCUGGAGUGGGAGCGGAGUCGCAAGAGUAAGUAA
This is a messenger RNA of Aspergillus terreus NIH2624, 1311 nucleotides long. RefSeq names its product putative peptidyl-prolyl cis-trans isomerase (gene cwc27). The coding region runs from base 1 to 1311 and encodes 436 amino acids. The transcript is spliced from 2 exons. Gene Ontology annotation, molecular function: peptidyl-prolyl cis-trans isomerase activity. The record is from RefSeq and is a predicted model, not a curated record. Gene Ontology annotation, cellular component: catalytic step 2 spliceosome. Lineage: Eukaryota; Fungi; Ascomycota; Eurotiomycetes; Eurotiales; Aspergillaceae. Gene Ontology annotation, biological process: protein folding; protein peptidyl-prolyl isomerization.